AUGGAGUCUAAGCUCACGGAGCUAAAUGGUCAGAUGAUAACGAAGGUAGGCGAGCUGGACGAAAGGACACAGGACCUGGAUAGCAGAUGUAUGCAAGUGAAAGAGUCUUUGCAAGCAAAAGUGAACCAGUUGCUCUCAGAGACGGAGGAAACAAAAACAGCUAUAAAGCAGUGCAAACAAGAUACACAGGAAGUCAAGCAAGUUCAGACUGACAUCAACAAUCAAAUCAGUGCCACUCGAUCCAAACAAUCGUAUUUCCAAAUCAAGGUUGACCAGCUUGUAACCAAAAUUAACAAAUGUGAGGAGAAGUGUAGGAUGCUGUCGACUUAAACAAAAUAUGUAUGCCGUGUUUGUCAAGCGAACAGAUGUCGACCGUAUAGUUAAGGACGUGAGAACCGCAUUUCAAGGACUGUGCUCAAGAUUGUCAGUCAUCGAUGUAAAUAGUCUGACAUAGGACUCACAUCUAAAAAAGAAUAGACGGUAUAGUUACGGAUGUUAAAUCCGCAUUUCAGGGACUGUAUUAAAAGUUAUAGGGCACUUUUGAAAACUUG
Messenger RNA from Physella acuta, 551 nucleotides. RefSeq lists its product as uncharacterized. The record is from RefSeq and is a predicted model, not a curated record. Lineage: Eukaryota; Metazoa; Mollusca; Gastropoda; Physidae.